AUGAUGGUCCCGUUUGUCUCGCUGUUACUUCUCUUUGCGCCUGCAAUUGCCCAAGAGCUCGCACUCGCCCAGCGUGGGAAUACUAAUUGUACAGAUGUCCACAUCUUCCUGGCACGUGGAAACAACGAACCCUACCCCGGUCGCCAGUCUAAGCUUGUCGCCGCCAUUUGUGACGGACUGAGCAGCUGCGACUACGAGGAUAUCGCGUACUAUAAUCCCCUGGAAGCCCCGUACUGCGAGUCAGUAGUAGAAGGCGCAUCCAAUGGCAUCUCGCAGAUAACUGCCUACAAUGAGCGGUGCCCCCAAUCCAAUCUGGUCGUCAGCGGAUAUUCGCAGGGCGCUCAUGUUGUUGGCGAUGUGCUGGGUGGCGGGGGAGGAGUAUAUUUCCAAGGCUGUGUCCAAACCUCCAACGACGGGUUGGACCUUGAAAAGGCUCCCGGAAACAUGAUCCGCGCUGCUCUCCUGUUUGGAAAUACUCUUCAUACGGCAAAUCAGCCUUUCAAUUAUGAAAGCGGUUCUGGUGCUGAUGGCUUAUUCCCCCGAUCUGGCGAUAGACUCGCUGGCCUCAACAAGUUCGCCAGCGUGCUCCGGGACUACUGUGUCGCCUCGGACCCAAUAUGUGCUGGCGGUGACGUUGUGGCCAAUCAUCUUAAUUAUUUCGACAUUUAUUCAACAAACGCGGCAAACUGGGUUGUUGAAAAGCUGGGAUUGGAAGAUGGGUCUACAUCAACUACAAUGAGCACCAGCACCAGCACGAGCACCAGCAGUACCGCCAGUAGCAGCACCAGUAUCAGUAUAAGCAGCAGUACGUCUGAGGCCAGUUCCGCAUACGCCAGUGCCACGUCCUUCUCUGGAACCGCUUCGCAGACGGAAGAUACGACCGUUUCAGAGACAAAUAGCAGUACUGUUUCCGAAACGCAAGGCACAACCGACCAGACUACGCAACCUACAUCAUCUGAUUCACAAGACAGUGCUCCGGGAGAUUCUUCAGAUGGCAGCAGCUUGGUUUCCUUGAGCAGAAUCCCAAUGAGAUUAGUGUUAGGCUUUGGCAUAUUCACCUUUACAUGGUGA
Clonostachys solani is the source of this 1071-nucleotide messenger RNA. The record is from the annotation of a GenBank genome assembly. NCBI's taxonomy places the organism in Eukaryota, Fungi, Ascomycota, Sordariomycetes, Hypocreales, Bionectriaceae.